Penicillium waksmanii is the source of this 1638-nucleotide messenger RNA. Its product is annotated as putative MFS transporter. Lineage: Eukaryota; Fungi; Ascomycota; Eurotiomycetes; Eurotiales; Aspergillaceae. The transcript has 7 exons. The record is from RefSeq and is a predicted model, not a curated record. Gene Ontology annotation, molecular function: transmembrane transporter activity. The coding region runs from base 1 to 1638 and encodes 545 amino acids. Gene Ontology annotation, biological process: transmembrane transport.
AUGGCGACAACGAAGGAAUUGACAGCCAAGUCUGUGGCGGAGGAGGUUCAGCCGGUGGUUUCGGAUGGAGAUCAGAAGGAUGAGUCGAAUGAUGGAAGGAGACCUCCGCCAUUGGCCGCGAAGCUAUUCGCCGUCGUUUUGGUUUCGUGCAUUAGUUUUGGGUCGCAUUGGAGCUCUGGCGUGACUGGUGCUAUGAAAAGCACUAUUAAAAAGGACAUGCACAUUAACAAUGUCCAAUUUUCACUUCUCGAAGCUAGCGAGGAUUUCAUGGCUACACUUCUUCUUUUGCCUAGUGGUAUCAUUACCGAUCGCGUUGGCGGAGCUGGUGAGUCCAAGUCCGAACCCUGUUACUUCAUUCGAAGCCAGAAAAACCUACUAGUACAGCAUCUGACGAGUAUGCCCACCUGGACAGAGAUGAUCGUCUACGGCAAUAUCGUGUACACGCUUGGCUCAAUCUUGGUUGCUGCUGCGACGACUGUCCGCUCGUUCAACUUCAUGAUUGGUGGUCGAGUCAUUCUCGCUUUCGGUGAUAUCGCAACUCAGGUUGCACAGUACAAAAUGUUCUCGUCAUGGUUUGCGCCGAGCAAUGGAUUUGCAUCCACGCUUGGAUUUGAAUUGGCAAUUGGCAAGAUUGGAGGCUUCGUUGGCAAGUCAACUGCAAACAUUAUUGCAAAGAACACUGGAAACUUUGCUUGGGUCUUCUGGACGGCUGUGUUCAUGAAUCUCUUCACCAAUGCCGCCUCGGCUGUGUUCUGGUUCUUCAACAAAUACUGCAACAAGAAUUAUAAAGGGCGACGAGACCAUGCAACCGACGAGGUAUUGACGGAGAAGAACAAGAAAUUCGAAUUCGAGAAGGUCUUCCAGCUGCCAUGGAUGUUCUGGGCUGUUUUAGGUUUCUCGUUGUUCCAGACAAGUGCUGCUUUAACAUUCAGCCAGAACGCAACAGAGCUGGCGGAACAGCGAUUUGCUGUCGAUUCUAUCCAGGCUGGCUGGUACAGCUCUUUAUCACAAUAUGCCGGAUUCUUCCUCGUGCCAUGUCUGGGUGUAUUUAUCGACAUUCUUGGCCAUCGGGCAUCUGUCUUGUUCACGUGUGGUUUGGGCAUGCUGAUUAGCAUGAUUCUACUCAAUUUCGCGACCUCUACAGCAGGCACUGGAGCGUCAUUCGGAAUCUACGCCAUUGCGCUAUCCCUCGGCCCGACCUCCGUUAUCGAUAGCAUCCGUACAACACUCUGGCAUCAGUCCGUCUUCGGUUCGGCAUAUUCGCUGAAGGUGACGAUGAACAAUGCCAUGGGUAUUAUCGUCCGCAUCAUCACCGGAGCCCUGCAAGAUGCCGAUGACAAUUCCUAUCGACGUGUCGUCCAGGUGUAUCUGUUUCUCGUGGCGGCAUCAUUGGUUGUGGGCAGUGCAAUCCUAAUCGGGUCCUAUACAUCGGACUAUCUCUCACCGUUGCAGUGGACUCGGAAGAAGCGAUUAAGUUCUGGCGCGGAGAUUAUUGCCGCAAACAAAGAGCACAGCCUAGUGACUCAUGCCCAACGCACCUGGUACAUCUCGGUUGGUUGCUUUAGUGCAUUGCUGCUUCUAACGGUGGGAGGAUGGGUGGCGUAUAUCUGGGGCGCAGUGACGGGUCAUAAUUCGUAA